GUCGUUUUCGUUUAUCUCCUCAAGAUGAUGUCCUUGCUGGCUGUGCUCAGCUUUUUCACGCUCCUUUCCACGACUGCUCGGGCGCACAUUGCCAUAUGGCAUCCCUCCAUGUGGGGAUUCAACGUCACUGCCCAGACGUACAGUUACGAUAACCGGCCGGUCACCCCGCUCAUGAACUAUACCUUCCAACAGUGGUGGUUCCACGGCCAUCUCGAUCAUCCGCCUAACCCUGGUGACUUUUUUGAGCUCCCGGCGGGCCAGACGACCACGGCUGAGCUUGCCUGUGAUAAGGGAGCCACGACCUGGUUCAACUCAUCCCAAGGUGGAGACAUCCGUGAGCCGAGCAACCCUAACGAUCCUUGUCCGGGCUCGCCCAUGAGCGAAUAUCAUACGACCGGUAUAAAUGACCUUUUUGGAUGCUCGAUGGCGAUCGCAUACAAGAGCGACGUCACGCAAGUACAGCCCGAAGACUUUACCGUGUUCAGUGUCAACCAAACUUGCGUUUGGACCCGCUUCACCGACUUCCAAGUACCUGCGGCGAUGCCCUCAUGUCCAGAAGGCGGCUGCAUCUGCGCAUGGUUUUGGAUACAUUCCCCCGAUAGUGGCGGCGAGCAGAAUUACAUGAAUGGUUUCAGGUGUAACGUCACGGGUAGCACAUCGAACGUUGCUCUUGCUAAGUCUCAAGUACCACGCCGCUGUGGGGCAGACCCAGCCAAUGGCAAGAUGCAAGCGGAUCCUGGCAACUGUACGUAUGGUGCGAAGCAGCCGUUUUACUGGUUCCAGCUAGAACAGAACAACAUGUUCGAAGGGACUUAUUCUCCUCCGCGGUAUCUGGAUAUGUACAAUUUCCCGGACGGCGCCCAGUUUGACAUCUUCGAGAAUUCUUACCCUAACGGCAUCCCGCCACCUGGUCCCAAUUCUACCGUAGUCCCAACUCCAGUGCCGUUCAACACCGCCGCUCCCUCAGCUACUUCUGCACCUUCUCUGUCGUCGACCGCCUCGAUCACCUCCACCACCGGCUCCUCGCAGCCCUCCAGCUCAGAUCCUCCCAAUUCGAACUCGACAUCCCAAGGCAGUGGCCUGAAGAUGUGUAAACGCGAUGCGGGCUUGAGUAGUUCUUCGGGGCCCAAAUUAUUUUCACAGUCCAUGUCGUUCAUAUCUGUGCCUGGCUUGCAUAGUCAUCGCAAGAUGAAAACUCGAUCCUCUCUCUGGAACGUCUUCUGAUACCC
Messenger RNA from Phanerochaete carnosa HHB-10118-sp, 1229 nucleotides. RefSeq lists its product as uncharacterized. Lineage: Eukaryota; Fungi; Basidiomycota; Agaricomycetes; Polyporales; Phanerochaetaceae. The transcript is spliced from 6 exons. The coding region runs from base 25 to 1224 and encodes 399 amino acids. The record is from RefSeq and is a predicted model, not a curated record.